AUGCCUGUCCCCGCUGGAUACCUCCGUUACACCUCGAUGGCCUUCACGUCCUCGGCCUCGCUUAUCCCGCCUCCCCCGAUCAACACCCACCAGCCCGGGGUUGUCGCCUCGCUUCUCUACAGCGGCUCCAAGUUCCGAGGACACCAGAAGAGCAAAGGCAACUCCUACGAUGUCGAGGUUGUUUUGCAGGCAAGUGCGAUUUAUGAAACUUUAAUUUGCCAGUCAGCUGACGAGUCAUUUAGCUGACAUGUCAAAACACGUAAUGAUUGACAGCUUCCAGAAAAAUACCUGAGGAACCCUCAACUCAGUUCUCUUAUAUCGAGGCGGAGUUGGGUUUUGAUGACCUGGUCGCGGGAUUUGCUAGCAACAACAUUGAGUCACCAUCAGUCGAUUCUUGUAAAAAUGUAUAUUCUGAAAACUCUUACCUGUACGUAUGUUUGUCCUGUGUUCCAGUAGUUGGCUACACCACUACAGGGCAAAAAAGUAAUUAACUACUGAAAACACUACCUAGAUUUGAAUUUAGGUCAACUACCACCAAGCUAAUGCAAAAUGUAGUUACAUUACUAGUUGAACUACAUGGCGUUCACUAAUGUUACUCCCCAACACUGUAUUAGUCUGGGCGGUAUACGGUAUUUUACUAUAUGCCGGUAUUGAUGCACGGACCGGUUUGGGUUUUUACUUUACCUUCUAAAACGAUAUUUGAAUGUUUGUUAAAUGUGAUAUGCCUUGUGUAACGUCCAUUUUUAUAGUUUACAUGUUACUUGAGUCAUCCUAGUUAAAUAAAUCAUUCUGCUCUCUCUCUCUCCAUGCGGUUUCCACACAGACCUAGCCCCGCCCCCUGUCACUCAAGCAUUUGUUGUCGCUUGACCACGAGACUUGCGUUCAGACUGCAUGGUCAAUGCAGCACAUGCAACAAUGUUGAUGACAACGAUGUUGUUUCCACUUUGCUUCGUGCGUGCUAUAACUACACUAUUAGUUUGUUUCUUACAUCUGCAAACAUCUAGUUUGUCUUUUUUUAGCAAGUUUUAGCUAAAUCGUGUUAGCAGCUAAUGCUAAUCGCUAGUUAGCUGGCUAGCUAAUAAAUGUACUGAGUCAGCGCAAAUGUAGCUAGCUAAUACAGCCUGAUGCCAGUGCUGUUGUAGGCCUAAAUCAGCAUGUUGUUUGUGCAACAGUAUCGGUGGUCCUCUGUAGCUCAGCUGGUAGAGCACGGCGCUUGUAACGCCAAGGUAGUGGGUUUGAUCCCCGGGACCACCCAUACACAAAAAUGUAUGCACGCAUGACUGUAAGUCGCUUUGGAUAAAAGCGUCUGCUAAAUGGCUUAUUAUUAUUAUUAUUAUUAUUAUUAUUAUUAUUAUUAUUAUUAUAAAUCAAAGAGGAAUAGGUGAAGCAUGAAUAUGUUGGCUACAUAAGAAACAUUAAAUGUAGGCAAAGAUUAUAGGGUCCCCUAGGAAACACUGACCAUCACUUUCGUUCCUACCCUGUCACAAUAUCUCCUCCCUGGCAUUUUUAUUCGUUAUGUCAAACUACACUGUAUUCAAAGUGCCCACUAUUAUAUUGUAACUAUAUAAUUUAUAAUAAUCGUUCUAUUUCCAUGAUGUUUUGAUCUAAAUCGCCUGUCAAAUCGCAAUGGCAACAUUUGGUUAAAAAUAAGGGCUCGUUUUUUUCCCAUAUCAUGCAGCCCUAAGUGGCAGUGUCGAAAUGAUCUCAAAUGAGUGCAGGGAAUGCAGAAAUGGAUUGAAAUAAUUUUUGGGUUGAAGUUAAAUUGAACAGUAUAAAAAAAUCAGAAUGAAGAAAGACCAAUUGAAAUCACUUAGAAUGUAUGUGUUGCCACCGUAGGGUCACGCACUACUCAUAAAAUAUCGUUAAAUACCAUCAAAAAUAUGAAAAAUACUGUAUGAUAUUUUUGCUAUAUUACCCAGCCCUACCACCAGCGUCAUCUUACAUUUUGUCAGGGGUGCUCUAACAGCCAUUAUAAACAGGGUGGUUCAAGCCCUAAAUGCUGAUACCACGGGUAUGACAAAACUUUUUUUUUUUUUACUGUUCUAAUUACGUUGGUAACCAGUUUAUAAUAGCAAUAAGGCACCUCGGGGGUUUGUGAUAUAUGGCCAAUAUACCACGGCUAAGGGCUAUGUCCAUUCACUCCGUGUUGCGUCGUGCUUAAGAACAGCCCUUAGCCGUGGUAUAUUGGCAAUAUACCACACUCCCUCUGGCCUUAUUGCUUAAUUAAACCUAGCUUUAGGAUGACCCUAUCAUUAAUUGAAGUGACAUUCUAGUGACAAAUAUGUGGUAUGAGAGCUGGCAUUGGUAAUGUUAACCCUAUCAGCCCCGAGACUCCAGCAGAAGUCAUUUUUUCAUUGAUCUGACUUUCAUCUUUCUGUAUGUCCAGCCCUUAUGUAUAGCCUCACAAUGAAGUGUUGUUUUGUUUCGUUCAGCAUGUGACCAUGGAAGCCUCAUACUUGUGUGGGUACUUGAAGAUCAAAGGGUUGACAGAGGUGAGAAUGAUUUACCUCAUACCGAAAAGAGGUAGAAUAAAGGUUGAAUCUUACCCUUUUAUUUUCAUCAUGGUUCUGAUUCCCAGCCUAUAACUUGUUUCUCUUUCUCUGUUGUGUUUUUCUUCCAUAGGAGUACCCCACUCUGACUACGUUCUUUGCUGGGGAGAUCAUCAGCAGGAAGCGUCCGUUUCUAACCAGGAAGUGGGAUGCAGAUGAGGAUGUGGAUCGCAAGCACUGGGUAAGUCGACGGUGAUCUUUAAUUUAGCCUAAUUAUUUAAUAAUCUGAUUCCACCAACGUUGCUCUGCUUAAGACCUCAGAUCCAAUUGAAGUAGGCUAAUCUUGUCUGGUGAGAAUGUGGGGGCAUCACCCCCACCCCCCCCCACCAUGAAUGAUGUUGGGUUGCUAUUCAUCUCUCGUGGACAGACUACGUAACAUAAAUGGCUUUUACUGUCUGAGUCUGAUAUCAGUAGAUUUGUCAAGCAACAACAGUAGUUAUGAUUGUUAAACAGAUUGUACUGUUCCAGCAAAGAACCCUGUGUGGUGUGUUUUAACCAUUUUCUAUUUGGGCUCCAGGGCAAAUUCCAGGCCUUCUACCAGUAUGCAAAGAUGUUCAACUCGGAUGAGUUUGACUAUGACGAGCUGAAGAACUCUGACUACAUCUUCAUGAGGUGGAAGGUAAGCUCAAACCUGACCGCAUGUCACCUUUUCCUCCAUUACCAAGGAAAACCUGAAACAUGCAUAUGAGGUUUGGAAAUAUUUCCUCUAUGUACUGUUGUUAUAAGGAUGUACUAACUGUUGUCCUCCUCCUCCACAGGAACAGUUCCUGGUCCCUGAUCACACCAUUAAAGACAUCAGCGGUGCUUCCUUUGCUGGUUUCUACUAUAUCUGCUUCCAGAAGUCCACAGCCACCAUAGAGGGUUACUACUACCACAGGAGCUCAGAAUGGUAACGGGACACUAAAUACUAACUGGUUAAUUCAUGGAAAUGUUAUGACUGAUAACUGGCUCAGAUGUAGCCAGGCCUUGCUAAUUUUUGAACAUAUUCCUGUACAUCAUCAGUUCUGAUGCUUUUUUCACUAAAUUAAUAUUAUAUUUGUUAUUUAGAUUGGUUUUUGCAAAUAUUUGAUUUGCUCAGGUUAUCAAGGUCAGAAUGUUGUUCAUGCCCAGGCUCUGUGGGGCAUGAAGUUAUGUGAUUUUUAUUUCAGUAAAGUUAAAUAGAAUUAACUGUUCUCUGUAUGAUACAAGUCAAGGACUAGGGGUUGAUUUGGGACAGGCCAAUGCAUCUCUCCUCUCCUGACUUUCUGCAAUAACUAGCACUGUCUGACUCUGUCUCCUUCACAGGUACCAGUCUCUGAACCUCACCCAUGUUCCAGAACACAGUGCAGCCAUCUAUGAGUUCCGGUGACCCAGGAAUUGUGGCUCUGUUGGCUCAGAAGGACUUUAAGGCCUGCAGAAGCUACUGAGGCUGGGAAAGGACUGGGGAGAAGGGAACAUGGAAACUGUUGUUACGACUACCAAGAGGACGUGCUUGUCUAUCUGAGGAUUAAGUAAAGGAAAUCAUGGAUUAAUUGAUGGACAGAUGGA
Messenger RNA from Coregonus sp. 'balchen', 4076 nucleotides. Lineage: Eukaryota; Metazoa; Chordata; Actinopteri; Salmoniformes; Salmonidae. The record is from the annotation of a GenBank genome assembly.